CACGGCUGUCGCGCUCCCCGGAUCGUGCCAUGGUGAAGGCAGGAGACUUGGUGGAGGAGCAGAAGACUGCGAUGGAGGAAGAGGAAGAGGAAGAGGAAGAGGUGAAUGCUGAGGCGGCAGAGGAGCAGGAGGAGCCCGAGGACGCGGCCUGCAGCGGCAGCAGCGGCAAGAAGAAGAAGGUGGUUCCGGGCAUUGUGUACCUGGGCCACGUCCCGCCGCGCUUCCGGCCCCUGCACGUACGCAACCUGCUCAGCGCCUACGGCGAGGUGGGACGCGUUUUCUUCCAGGCCGAGGACCACUUUGUGAAACGCAAGAAGAAGGCAGCCGCAGCCGCAGGAGGGAAGAAGGGAGCUAAAUACAGCAAGGACUAUACCGAAGGCUGGGUGGAGUUCCGAGACAAGCGCAUAGCCAAGCGAGUGGCAGCCAGUCUACAUAACACGCCCAUGGGCUCCCGCAAGCGUAGUCCCUUCCGUUACGACCUGUGGAACCUCAAGUAUUUGCAUCGUUUUACUUGGUCCCACCUCAGUGAACACCUUGCCUUUGAGCGCCAGGUACGAAGGCAACGCCUGAGAGCAGAGGUCGCCCAAGCCAAGCGAGAGACUGACUUCUAUCUUCGAAAUGUGGAACAGGGACAACGCUUCCUUGCAGCUGAUGGGGAUGCUACUCGGCCAAACAGCUCCUGGACAUUUACUCAGCGUCCCACUGAGCAGGAGCUUAGGGCCCGGAAAGCAGCUCGGCCAGGAGGGCGAGAAAGAGCACGGCUGGCUAACGUCCAGGACCAGGCCCGCUCCAACAGAGGGCUCCUUGCCAAGAUCUUUGGAGCCCCUCUCCCUGCAGAAAGCAAGGAAGAACCAUAGCCAGUAAGGGACUCCUGAUGGUGGAAGAAAUACCUACCAGCCCUGCGCCAUUCUGAUCUGCUUCCUGCAGAGUAUUGACCAGCUAGGCAGAAGUGUUCUCUAUUCUACACACCAGGAAUCUGGUAAAGGGCUUUCUCUUUGUUGGUAUCUUUCACCUACUGUGGACAAGCCCUGUAAGUGCCAAUCUGAGAACAUGUCCUAUCCAGGGAAGACCGCUGUAGGCGCCUGAUGCAUUUUGUUUGAUUUCUGAUUUAUUGCCUGCCUCCUUCUCAGUGGACAGCUAACAGUUUCUGGCUGGAAGAGUGGACUUGCCUUCCACUAGGGUAGUGGUCUAUGGUGUUUGUUCACUAUGGUGGAAGGCUGAAUUAACAGGAAUUGGAUUAGCAGUCCAAUUUGAGGUUUAUAUUUGAAAAUAAAAAUAAUUUAUUUUUA
This is a messenger RNA of Mus pahari (shrew mouse), 1289 nucleotides long. RefSeq names its product activator of basal transcription 1 (gene Abt1). The record is from RefSeq and is a predicted model, not a curated record. Gene Ontology annotation, cellular component: nucleolus. Gene Ontology annotation, molecular function: RNA binding. Bases 30 to 857 code for a protein of 275 amino acids. Gene Ontology annotation, biological process: small-subunit processome assembly; endonucleolytic cleavage to generate mature 5'-end of SSU-rRNA from (SSU-rRNA, 5.8S rRNA, LSU-rRNA); endonucleolytic cleavage in ITS1 to separate SSU-rRNA from 5.8S rRNA and LSU-rRNA from tricistronic rRNA transcript (SSU-rRNA, 5.8S rRNA, LSU-rRNA). The transcript is spliced from 3 exons. NCBI's taxonomy places the organism in Eukaryota, Metazoa, Chordata, Mammalia, Rodentia, Muridae.